Molecule: messenger RNA, 1029 nt
Organism: Stomoxys calcitrans (stable fly)
Lineage: Eukaryota; Metazoa; Arthropoda; Insecta; Diptera; Muscidae
Exons: 2
Coding region: 63-575 (170 amino acids)
Source: RefSeq, a predicted model, not a curated record
CAAUUUUCGGUAAUUGAUACAUUCAAUAAGUUCUCGUUGGGGUAUUAGCAAGGAAGCGCAGCAUGAAACUUGUACUUUUCCUUUUAUCCAUUGCUUUGAUGAGCAAGGUAUCAUUGGCCGGUGUAUUUGGCCGCUUCAGACGUGAUGUCACCCAAGAAGGCUUGGAUUCAACCCUUGAACUUUUCAAACGAUUAUCUGCAGCCACAGGGCCUCUUGUGACGUCCGUUUUAGACCAGGUACCGAAAACCGAUGCUUUUGCCCCUUACAGGAAAGAACUGGAGGAAUAUCUGGAAGCAUUUAACGAAUACAAAACGAAGAAGGGACUUUGUUUCCAAAAAUCUACCGAACUGCUAGAGAAAUUCAGCAACUUAGUGGAGAAAUACGAAAAGGAAGAUGCCCCCACCGAGGCCAAAAAAGUUGACGAACUCUUCAACAGUUAUAACAGCGAGAAAUUGGAAAGCGAAAUUGAAGAAUAUGUGAAAAAAAUGGAUGCAAUGGUGGAGCAAGAUUCGAAUGAAGUUGAUUCGGAUGCUGUGGGCUUCCAACUUCUUGGCAUGAUGUUUGCAGUUUGUUAAAUGUAAGAACAUAUAUGUAUGGAUUCGUGUUACGAAAGUGUGAAUUUUUACAAUAAACACACAAAUAAAAUUCAAAUUAAUAAUUGCUCUGCUGCAAUUGUGUCAAUUUACCAUUGACUUGGAAAGUGAGAAAUCAAAAGCAAAAUUGGAAGAAGAUUUUUUGAUAUUUUUUAAAUAUUUAAAUGUCUAAGUUGGAGGGAACAGCGUUAAAGUUCUUUACAUGAAAAAUAGUAAUGACGACAUACAUUACCGUCACAUCUAAAUAUUCUUAUUUCUUUAGAUAUCAUCCUUGUAAACUAAAUAUGUAUUGUAACUUGGCACUAUUGUUCGCAAUUUUACUUUAUUGUCCUCUAUACCAUACUAGACUGGGUCUCUUUUAUAAACUUCAGCAGAAUAAACAACUUCAUAUGAAAGGAAGGUGAAAAUAAAAUAUAGUACUUGUCUCAAAACACAA